This is a messenger RNA of Seriola dumerili (greater amberjack), 1929 nucleotides long. RefSeq names its product L-lactate dehydrogenase B chain (gene ldhba). The coding region runs from base 155 to 1159 and encodes 334 amino acids. Lineage: Eukaryota; Metazoa; Chordata; Actinopteri; Carangiformes; Carangidae. Gene Ontology annotation, molecular function: L-lactate dehydrogenase (NAD+) activity. Gene Ontology annotation, cellular component: cytoplasm. The record is from RefSeq and is a predicted model, not a curated record. The transcript has 8 exons. Gene Ontology annotation, biological process: carboxylic acid metabolic process.
CCUCCUCCUCCUCUCCUCCUCCUCCUGCGCCUCCUCCUCCUCCUCACAGUAGCACGCUCCGCUCCACACUAGAGCCCUCUGUCUAUCUCCCUGUCAGCAACCAGACCAGAUAACGAGUAUCAGCCGUUAGGAACAUCUGUAAAAAUCCGUCAUCAUGUCCUCAGUUCUGCAGAAGUUGAUCAGCCCUCUGGCCAGCGGCCCCGCCGAGCCUCCCAGGAACAAAGUGACGGUGGUCGGGGUGGGCCAGGUGGGCAUGGCCUGCGCCGUCAGCAUCCUGCUGCGGGACCUGUGUGAUGAGCUGGCUCUUGUGGAUGUGAUGGAGGAUCGUCUGAAAGGAGAGAUGAUGGACCUGCAGCACGGCAGCCUCUUUCUCAAGACCUCCAAGAUAGUGGCUGACAAAGACUACGCAGUGACAGCCAACUCCCGCCUGGUCGUCGUGACAGCCGGUGUUCGUCAGCAGGAGGGUGAGAGCCGCCUCAACCUGGUGCAGAGGAACGUCAACGUCUUCAAGUCCAUAAUCCCCCAGAUCAUCAAGCACAGCCCCAACUGCACACUCAUCGUGGUCUCCAACCCUGUUGAUGUGCUGACCUAUGUCACCUGGAAGCUGAGCGGUCUGCCCAAGCACCGUGUCAUUGGCAGCGGCACCAACUUAGACUCAGCCCGCUUCCGUUACCUGAUGGCUGAGCGCCUCGGCAUCCACGCUACCUCCUUCAACGGCUGGGUGCUGGGCGAGCACGGAGACACCAGCGUGCCUGUGUGGAGCGGUGCAAAUGUGGCUGGAGUCAACCUGCAGAAGCUGAACCCUGAGAUUGGCACUGAUGCUGAUAAAGAACAGUGGAAGGCCACACACAAGGCUGUUGUGGACAGCGCCUACGAGGUGAUCAAGCUGAAGGGAUACACCAACUGGGCCAUUGGCCUGAGUGUGGCUGACCUGACUGAGAGCAUCAUCAAGAACAUGAGCAGAGUACAUCCUGUCUCCACCAUGGUCAAGGACAUGUAUGGUAUCGGUGAGGAGGUCUUCUUGUCUCUGCCCUGCGUGCUGAACAGUAACGGUGUGAGCAGCGUGGUCAACAUGACCCUGACAGACGCUGAGGUGGGCCAGCUGAAGAAGAGUGCCGACACACUGUGGGGCAUCCAGAAGGACCUGAAGGACAUUUGAACACACCUGCACACGUAGUGCACACCAUUGAUGCAGAGGCCUGAGACAUUCACACACUCCUUUUAUACUGUCCCUCUCUCUUAGAUUGUGUCGCUCACAUUUUAAAGGAUGAUACCAGUGUUUUUCUUGAACGUUGUCGUCAGACCUGACAUGGCUAUUUCCAUAUCAGUGCUCAGUCAGUCACCUGACACCUGAAAAAUCUAAACACUCGUAUGCUCCUUUAAAAAAAGCUAAUUUUCCUCCCAAACAGCUCGUAGACUGAAGUUUCUGUGUCCCUGUGUUUGUGUUAGGAGAUGUAAACUGACCUCUGUCAUGUGCUCUGUAUGGAUUCUUGUGUUUCAGCUGUUUAGAUCAGGAUCAAACACAACCUUCAAAAAGCCUUAAGUGUCAAAGUCCUCCUUCAGCACUUCCUGUACCAAGUCGUUCACUUAAAUCCCUGCAGGGAAUCACUGCACUGAGAGAAAGACCCUUAACGUCUAGAGUAAGACCCUAAAAAUCCAACUGCCUUCAUCUGAACGUGGUACAGCACACAGUGACUGCACUCUUAGGUCAACACAGGUUUAGCUGACAAUGUGAGUGUGAAGGUGCUUUUUUUCUUCCCCUCUGGUUUCCUUGGUGUUGGCAAAGGGAGAUGGAGUGAAAGAGGAGGAGUGGUUUCAUCCAGCUCGAGUUGUGUUUUUUUAAGCAUCAUUUUCUGACUGUGACCUUGUGUUGGAAACUGUUUUGGAAAGUGUAACGUCUAAUUUAAUAAACUGAACCUCAUGAAGGGA